AUGGAUUAUCUACCAGCUAGUUAUGUUUUACCUGUAAGUUUAUCAGAAAUUGCAAAAAUUACUCUACCCUUACCUCUACCCGUUGCCUUUGCUUCUACUUUUUUUUAGAAAAUUGCUUAAAAAAAUGCCAAAAAAAAUAAAAUUUUGAAAUUUUUUUGCUAUGUUAAAACAUAUGUUGUGGCUUAUUGAAUAUGAAUGACAUUUUUAGCUAGAAUACCAUAUCUUUGUGGAAGAGUUCAAGAAAUACCCUCCGGACACGAUUUGGAUUAUGAAGCCGGUCAGUGGAGCUCAAGGCAGGGGCAUAUUUUUAUUCAAAAAACUCAAGGAAAUCCAGGAGUGGAAGAAGGUAAAAUAAAUAUUUUUUUGAAGUUUCAAGACUUCUUAUUUUUGUUUCAUUGCAUGGUUUAGAUUCUAUAAUUUUAUUUAUUUAUUUGUUUUGUACGUCAACAACAUACUUUUUAAAUUAAUUUGUACUUUUAUUUUCGGUUGGUAGUCAAGUGUGUAGUGUAAGACUGAUUUUAGGGUAGAAAAGAGCUUACUUAAGGCUGGUGACUGGACAGGUUUUUGGCUAGGAUAAAUCAGACACUAGGGUAGGGGAAAUUCCAUGAUAGAGCAGAUUAAAUUUCAAGGAGGUAAAGCAGGUCCUAGUGUAGGUUACUACAGACUCUGGGGUAGGUUAGGGCAGGUUUUAGGGUAGGGUAGAGAGGAUUCUAGGAUAGGGUAGGGUAAAGUUUAAAACAGGGCAAUACACGUUAUAUGGUAUACGUAUUGAAGCAGAUUUUUUGUUAGGUUAAGAAAUAUGUAAGGAUAGGGUAAGGUACUAGUGUAAAAAAGUUCAAUGAAGGUCAGAUUUUAGUGUAAUUUAGGAAGCUCAUCUAGUGUAAUAUACAUUACGAGUAUAUUUUGCUUAAAAUUUUUGUUUACGUACUUUACAUUUUUAUUUUGCUUUUUUAGUUAUUUUAUGCCACGUUGUGUUAUGAAGCUCAGGUAAGUUUAAGUUUUUCGCACGAUUAUUUAUUUUAUAUAAUCUUUAUUUUUUCAAAUUUGAAAUUUUGCACAUUCAUACUUUAGAAAGGCGGAAAAAGUGAUGCUGAUACCCAGCCAUAUGUUGUGCAAAGCUACAUUCAUAAGCCCUAUCUAAUUGGAGGGAAGAAGUUUGACGUAAGAUUAUAUGUUCUGGUAACUUCAUUUCGACCACUGAACGCGUGGGUACAUCGUGAAGGGUUUUCUAGAUUCUCACAUUCACAGUACAGCUUGGAGAGUGUGGAGGAUGCUUGUAAGUGCCAUACAUUACUUUACCUUACCUGCCAUACUCCGCCUCACUCUACUUUACCUUUCUCUACCUCACUAUGUUCUACCAUACCUUACCAUACCAUAUCCUGCCGUACCACACACUAAUUAUUGUACCUUGUUAUAAUACCUUAUUUUAGAUGUUCAUCUGACAAACGUAGCCAUAUCAAAGUCGGCGUCCGAUUACGAUCCAGAAAAAGGCUUAAAAUGGUCGUUGGACAAGCUUUUUCGAUACAUUGAAGCGCGGCACGGCGCUGAAACGGUAGACCAGCUCAUUGAAAACAUCGGAAAUGUCAUUAUCAUGAGCUUGAAAUCUGUUCAGGGCAUUAUUAUACAGGUAAAAUACGGCUUAUAUAUAUCCUACUUUGCUCUAAUUUGUCCUACUCUAUCUUACAUUGCUUUAUAUUAUAGUAAUAUGUUCUACCGUACCUCAUUAUAAUCUUAUUUUACACAGUCUCGCUCUAGCUGUUUUCGGCUCUUAGUUUACCUAGGCUUAGUAUCUCUUUUUCAAAAAAUUUUUUGCCUUAAAAAUUACUGUUAUUUCAGGAUUCCCAUUGUUUCGAACUCUACGGAUAUGACAUUUUAAUAGACGAAGACUUGAAACCAUGGCUUUUGGAAGUCAACGCCUCUCCAUCAUUAACACCAAGCAGUCAAGAAGACUUCGAACUCAAAUUUCGCGUACUAAACCAUCUGUUAGACGUGCUCGAUAUGGAAAAAACGUAAGUUUUAAUGGAUUUUUUGUAAAAUACAUCGCUCGCAUUAAAGAAAUAUAAUUGUUUAGUCGGACAGACCAAGAUCUAACCGUUGGAGGCUUUGACUGUCUAAUAAAGAACAACGAACUUGUUUAUCGACCGAAAAGUGAAGUUUUGGAGAAGAUUUGCCCACAAUUCAUCACUUCUUCACUUAACAUACGAUUAGGUAAGGGACCCUACCCUACCCUACUUUAUCCUACUCUAUUCUACCCUACCCUACUCUACCCUACCCUACCCUACCGUACCCUACCCUACUUUAUCCUACUCUACUCUACCCUACCCUACUCAACCGUACCUUACUUUAUUUUUACGUACUUUACUUUACCUUAUUCUACCUUACUACUGUACUUCCACUUACUUUACUCUGCUCUGCUCUUCUUUGCCCUACCCUUGUCAUGUUACUGUACCUUACCUUACCUUAAUUUGCUUUGUUUUAUCUUUUUUUUCUUUACUCUAGCUCUGUGUUUACUCUUUUCCACAUUUUUCUGUACGUUAGCAAAGAAGUACACCGUACUAAAAUAUAGACCAUGCUCAUUUGGUGCACCUACUGUAUCAAUGUUUGCUAUCUGCUUUAUUUUGGCAUUAUCUUAGCAUAUUUGUAGUUUUUUGUUAUAUUAUUUUGUGGCACUUAAUAUUAUAUUGUUAUAGGAAGCUACGUUGCUCCCAUGGAUGUUCCCAACAUGUGA
Bursaphelenchus okinawaensis is the source of this 2728-nucleotide messenger RNA. The record is from the annotation of a GenBank genome assembly. Lineage: Eukaryota; Metazoa; Nematoda; Chromadorea; Rhabditida; Aphelenchoididae.